AUGAAGAAGAAGAAGAGAAAGAGAAAGGAAAAGAGAAAAAGAACAAAAUAUCAAUAAGAUUGUCGCGUAAAAAGCGGGAACUUCCGCCAAGCCUUUACCAGUUGUGCUAGCCGCAGCCUCGCGGGACUGAGACGCAUCAUUAUGUUCGCGCGUGAGGCUACGACUCUUAAAUUAAUUUCUCUCUAUUCACAGCUCAUGAUCGACCUCUGAAGGAACUCAUAUCUUCUACAAUCUUCUUUAUUUUUGAUCUUAUUGCUCACACGUCUUUUACUUCACCUCAGAAAUCGUUGAAAGAACAAUAAGGUGAUUCGCGUCGAUACGUGGGGAACAAAGUCUCAUCUCUGCCGUAAUGUCGGACAGAGAAUUUGGAGGAAACGAUGAUCUCUCUCUUCCCAAAGCAACCGUCCAGAAAAUCGUAACUGAAAUUCUUCCGCCCUCAUCAGGCGUUGCAUUUGGGAAAGAUGCUCGCGACCUUCUCAUAGAAUGCUGCGUCGAAUUCAUCACGCUCAUCUCGUCAGAGGCGAACGAGAUUUCAGAGAAAGAGGCCAAGAAGACCAUCGCAUGCGAACACAUCACGAAGGCAUUGGAACAGCUUGGAUUUAGCGAGUAUGUGGCCGACAUUUUAGAUGUGGCGAAUGAUCACAAGGAGCAACUGAAGGGCCGCGAGAAGAAGGCGAAUAAACUUGAGCAGAGUGGACUCUCGACCGAGCAGCUGCUGGCAAUGCAAGAGGCUGCAUUCAAGGAGGCGGCUGAGAGACACGGCUGACCUGGAUGUACAAAAAUAUGUCGUUGCAUUAUCAGGCGUUGUUGGCGUUGUUUGGUUUAUAGCAAUGGAGAACGGGAAUGGUAUGGGCAUGGUGAACGGGAACUUUCUGUGGUGGUUAUGGCACUGGAUUGCCAUUUUAGCAGUUUCAUAAGAAUCACCUCUGGUAGCAUCGAAUACAGCCACCUGACAGCGAUCA
Molecule: messenger RNA, 962 nt
Organism: Pseudogymnoascus destructans
Lineage: Eukaryota; Fungi; Ascomycota; Leotiomycetes; Thelebolales; Thelebolaceae
Gene: NCB2
Product: negative cofactor 2 transcription regulator complex subunit ncb2
Exons: 4
Coding region: 350-766 (138 amino acids)
Biological process (GO): RNA polymerase II preinitiation complex assembly; chromatin remodeling; negative regulation of transcription by RNA polymerase II
Cellular component (GO): negative cofactor 2 complex
Molecular function (GO): protein heterodimerization activity; core promoter sequence-specific DNA binding; general transcription initiation factor activity
Source: RefSeq, a predicted model, not a curated record